UGUGAGUCAGUCGCGCGCUAACCCUGGGUGAGGACACACGCACUCCGCGUCGCCUUCCGCCGUGUUCGUCCUGCAAGCCUUGCUAAGGUCUCAAGUCAGAACCCGACAAGUAGUGUGGCUACGAGCUGCAGCCUGUCUCAGGGCAGUUUAAGUAAGUGUUGCACGGGGCGGACCACCAGCUCUCGUAGGUACACUCAUGAGGACAUAAGCUUGAUCGUCUCGCCGUGGUUUAACGCGUCGGUGAACUAAGGGGAGAACAUAAUAACUCAGUCAUACACGCUGGACGCUGGGUCGGGGCGUCAGUCUGCAGCUGAGGUGGCCUGCAGGCAGCCCAGUGACAGGUGACGGUGGCCACACGUGAUGACAAUAACAGUGUGUGGGAGGGUCACCUGGUGUCUAUAACACCACCGAGGCGGCAGGUGUCACAUCACUAUGUACGAUCCAAGCGUUUGAAAGAACGGAUCGCUGUCUUUAGUUCCCGCCAACUUUUAUGAAAACAACAACAACAACAACAACAACAAAAACAGAGGCAUAACUGAAAUUGUAACAUGCUGGGGACGUGCUGUGUGUGGGGUCCAGCAGGCGGGUGGUGGCACUAGACCAGCCCCAUUCACCAUGCUUCUGCUGCGUCUCCUGCUUCUGCUGCUGCUGUCUCUCACCAGCAACGCCCUAAGCCUCCAGGUCAAAGGUCACGUGAGAAGUAUCCUCAGGGGACGUCUUAUUAACAUCGGAAAUCAAUGACUGUACGGUGUCCAAGUGACGUCACAGCCUUCCUCCUCCUCAAGAUGGUCGCCCGUCCUGACGCUUUGUGGGCCGUCAUGGUCCUGGUGCUCCUCACGCCCCUGGCAGUACUAAGUGAGGAUGAGGAGUCACUACCAAAGUUUAUUGAGAACGUACCCAACAUCACCGUCACUGUGGGUAGAGAUGCCCUCCUACCCUGCACUGUCGAACAACUCAAAGGAUUCAAGGUGGCGUGGGUGCAGGUAGACACACAAACUAUCCUAACUAUCCACAAGCAAGUGAUUACCAGGAACCCGAGGAUAGCACUCCUGCACAACGACCACAGGACUUGGCACCUCGAGCUGAAGAACGUGCGAGAGAAGGACAGAGGCUGGUAUAUGUGUCAAGUCAACACUGAUCCCAUGCGCUAUCGUCAGGGCUACGUCGAUGUUGUGGUGCCACCUGACAUCAUUGACCGAGAGUCCUCUGAUGACAUGACCAUUCGUGAGGGCCAGGAUGUGACCUUGACCUGUAGAGCCAAAGGUCAUCCUACUCCCAGCAUUGUGUGGCGCCGCGAGGACAACGAGGACAUUGUACUCGAUAAUGAAAAGACAGAUGUGGGCGCUAUGGGCGGUGUGAUGGUUGACGUGGACGGGCGUGACGGCGUUGUGACGAGCGCAGAGCGGGUGGUGGAGGGGGAGACCCUACAGAUGAGGAAGGUGUCACGACUUCAGAUGGGCUCCUACCUGUGCAUAGCCUCUAAUGGCAUACCUCCUUCGAUCAGCAAGAGGACACAGCUUCGAGUCCAGUUCCCGCCGGUAGCGUGGGUGCCUCAGCAGUUGGAGGGAGCUUACAUAGGGCAGGAGCUGACCAUUGAGUGCCACACCGAAGCCUUCCCUAAGAGCAUCAACUAUUGGACUAACACGAACGGUGACAUGAUCGUGGCAGAUGAGCGCUACGAGCCUAUAGUGACCGAGAACUCCUAUAAGGUAUACAUGAAGCUCAGGAUCCGUAGGGUGGAGCCACAGGAUAUAGGAACCUUUAAGUGCAUUGCCAAGAACUCUCGGUGAGACGGGACAGCUAUC
Homarus americanus (American lobster) is the source of this 1805-nucleotide messenger RNA. Its product is annotated as lachesin-like. Gene Ontology annotation, cellular component: neuron projection. The record is from RefSeq and is a predicted model, not a curated record. The transcript has 10 exons. Lineage: Eukaryota; Metazoa; Arthropoda; Malacostraca; Decapoda; Nephropidae. The coding region runs from base 738 to 1790 and encodes 350 amino acids.